CGACUGACCCGUCUCUACCGGAUGUUACAAGGAGGCGCACCACCCAGCUCCAAGACACCCAGUGACAGACCGGAAGCGCUGCGGCCAGCAGAGGAAGGGGGUGUAUUGGGUAAAUAAAGACUCCACUACGCCUCAAGACUGUACAGUUUAUGGCCUUUGAACGUCCGGGCGGCACUAAGAGGACCCCAUGUCUUUUCUCCGCUGGGUGUCAGACAGGAUCCUGGUUGAUGGUUUGAGAGAACUGGAGUUUUUCGGAGACUCGCAUUUAGGGGACUCUCGAAGGAAAACCAAUGAAGCAGCGAGUGUUGAAUCUAUAGCAUCCUCUCAUGGUCCCAACGCUAUGGGAAUCUACACCCCGGACAGCAGUUGUUAUGAACUGUUAACUGUGAUAGGUAGAGGAUUUGACGACUUGAUGACUGUAAAUUUAGCUCGUUACAGACCAAGUAGAGAAUAUGUUUGUAUCAGGAGGGUGAAUUUGGAGUUCUGCACCAACGACAUGGUAACCUUCCUGCAGACUGAGCUCCAUGUGUCCAAGCUGUUUAACCACCCAAAUAUCCUUCCCUACAGAGCCACAUUUAUAUCUGACAAUGAGCUUUGGGUGGUAACUCCGUUUAUGGCUUAUGGUUCAGCCAAAGAUCUUAUCUGUACUCACUUUGCAGAUGGGUUGAGUGAGCUGGCAAUCGCAUACAUCCUUCUAGGAAUGCUAAAAGCUUUGGAUUAUAUCCAUCAUAUGGGAUAUGUUCAUAGGAGUGUGAAGGCAAGUCACAUCCUUGUCUCUCUGGAUGGCAAGGUCUACCUCUCUGGCCUUCGCAGCAUCCACAGUAUGAUAACUCAUGGGCAGCGUCUUAAGGUGAUACACGACUUUCCCAAGCACAGUGCCGGGGGCCUUCCCUGGCUGAGCCCGGAGGUCUUGCAGCAGAACCUACAUGGGUACGACGCCAAAUCCGAUAUCUACAGCGUGGGAAUCACAGCAUGCGAGCUUGCUAAUGGCCACGUACCAUUUAAAGAUAUGCAAGCCACACAGAUGCUACUGGAAAAGUUGAAUGGUACAGUUCCCUGCCUGUUGGACACAGCCACCAUUCCAGCCUCUGAGCUGACUAUGAAAACAUCCCGUUCGGGAGCAGACUCUGGCAUUGGAGAGGGAACAUCCAAUCGUCCUACCAACGGUGAACCAUCUAUGCAUCCUUAUAACCGCAGCUUUUCCCCUCAGUUCCACAAUUUGGUGGAGCAGUGUCUACAGAGAAACCCUGAACUGAGGCCGAGUGCAGGCACCCUCCUCAAUCAUUCCUUCUUCAAACAGAUAAAACGCAAAGCAUCGGACGCCCUCCCAGAACUGCUUUGUCCUGUGUCGCCAAACACCAGCUUCGAAUCCGCUCGAAUACUGAACCCCCAGUCAGUUCUGGAAAUGGCGUCUGAUUUGGAGCAACUCGCUAUAGAGGACUGGGACUUCUAGGAGGGAAAAAAAAGGAGAAAAAUCAGAACCUGUUCAUGUUUACACUGCACGUUCCCCAAACGUUUUAUUGGGAACGGGUGCAAGGGGGUUAAUUAACCCUUUCACUUACACUGCUUAGGAGUUUGUACAGCACCAUUGGUUACGGUGAACACUCUUUAAGCCUCCGCACUAGAACUCUCUCACACGUCUUUGUACAUUUCUGUCCUUUUGCCUGUGCUUGAUGACUGGUGUAUUUAAUUCCCCUGUUUUGUAUGCUGACACAGAGUGUGUUAAAGAGCAGCUCCACCUUCGGAAAGAUUCCCUGUUUAUUUUGCGGAACCUGAACGAUUGCGUCAGAAUCUCUCAUUACGCUGGGUCUGUGUUAAUAAUUAGGCAAUUUAUUUGCAUCUGUGGUCGCUGCUGGGCUCAUUGGUUUUAGAGAUAUAGAAUGGAAAUGAACAG
Molecule: messenger RNA, 1894 nt
Organism: Xenopus laevis (African clawed frog)
Lineage: Eukaryota; Metazoa; Chordata; Amphibia; Anura; Pipidae
Gene: strada.S
Product: STE20-related kinase adaptor alpha S homeolog
Exons: 13
Coding region: 188-1453 (421 amino acids)
Biological process (GO): protein export from nucleus
Cellular component (GO): cytoplasm; nucleus; serine/threonine protein kinase complex
Molecular function (GO): ATP binding; protein serine/threonine kinase activator activity
Source: RefSeq, a predicted model, not a curated record